GGGGCUAAGAUGUCUACUAUGCAAACGGCAGGAGAGAGAAUUAGACAGAAAAUGAGCAAGAGACACACAGAAUAAGAAAGAAAUAUUGGAAGACGUAUAGAGAAGGAAAGGCAUACAAGGGGCAUGGAGAAGAUUCCUUGGCCAGAAAUGGCCCAGGGAAUAGAUAGGAGAUUGUCUAUGGCUGGGCAGGGAGAGACAGCAGAGCCUCCCAUGGUGAGACAGACAUUCCCCAGACCCAACCUCGCGCUCACUGAGCAGGCAGGGUCAGAAUAACCAAGUGGUCAUGUCUCUCCAACCCUCGACCGAAGCCCCAGGCUGGAGCAUGUGGUCCGCUCUCUGUAUCUUCUUCAUCCUGGUGCCAGAGGCCAAAGCGGACAUCGUGAAUUCCACCACCCAGCGCAUUGGCGGGGGCACUCAGUGUGGGGAUUACACCAACCAGCUGAUGGAGGAUGGGAUGUGCCGGCUGGUGGCCACGCUGCCUCAGCUGGACGAGCAGAGGUGCCCAGAUAUGUUUCGCUGCACCGAUGAGGUUUCCUACUGGCUUCAUGAGAACGAGGAGAGGAAGCAGCAGAUUGUGACGCUGAAGGAGACCAUCUCUGAGCUGCAGGAGGAGCUUAGGAACCACCGGCACCGCAUCAAGGCGCUAGAGCUGCAGAGGGAAGAGAGGAACAAUUUGAACAUGUCCUUGGAACAGCGUUUUCACGAGUUGGAAGUGCACUAUGCUGAAACCACCACCCUUCUGCACUUACAGGGUUCUCUGAUCCUGGACCUACAGAACCAGAUCCGUAACCUGACAGCUAUGGUGGAGAAAGUGAAGAGGAAUCCUGGCUGCAUGAUCAACAUAGUACAUCCCAGUCCUCUGAUGAGUGCCCAGGAGGCCCUGCACCCAGAGAUCCAGCACAUGAGUAACUGUCCCAUAGACUGUGCUUCUAUAUACUACAACGGAGUGAGGAGGUCUGGUCUCUACACAGUAGUGCCAUCAAUAACAGGCAUGCCUGUGGAGGUCUACUGUGACAUGGACACUGAUGGUGGUGGAUGGACGGUGAUCCAGCGGCGAGUUGACGGCUCUGUGAGUUUCGACCGCACCUGGAGGGACUACAGGGAUGGGUUUGGUGAUCUGCUCUUAGAGUUCUGGCUGGGCAACGACCAUAUCCAUGACCUGAGCAGCCAGGGAGACUACAGCCUCCGUAUCGACCUGGAGGACUGGAGCAACAAGCACAAGCACGCCCUCUACCAGAGAUUCAGUGUGGAGGAUGAGGAACACCAGUACCGUCUCCACGUGUCAGGCUUCAGUGGAACAGCGCAGGACUCUUUCAGCUGGUACCACGACAAGCAGGGCUUCAGUACGCCCGACAGCGGCAACAUCUGUGCCGAGAUCUCCCACGGCGGCUGGUGGUACAACCAGUGCUUCUAUGCCAACCUUAAUGGAGUCUACUACAGGGGAGGCCGCUACACCCCCAAAGGGCCGGGCCCCCUGGGUCCUGAUGGGAUCGUUUGGUACUCCUGGAGAGACUCCGACUAUUACUCCCUGCGCAAAGUCAGCAUGAUGAUCCGCCCACGCACUUUCCGACCCCGUUUGUCACCCUGAAGCAUUAUCACCAUGGCGACAGAACAGAGGAAGGGCAUCACGGGAAUAGGGGUGACAUGGUUACCUCACAGUGAUGAUAACUGUGGUGACACAGGACAAGUGGAUGAGAAGCGUCAUUUCUAAUGGAUGAUCUCGUCAAGAAGGGAGUGGAUGGCAAGUAUGUCACCAGUUUUCAUAGUGAAUGUAACUGGAAAUGGUGUGUCCUCUAAGCUCCUAAUAGUCCCUGCAUCAAGGAUUCAUUUCUGUUGGUAACAAAACACCAGGAAGGUUUGGGACAUGUGGACAUUUUUCAUUUCAUUCAGUCGAGGGAAGUGAGCCCUCCCUGAUUUUGUACUUACAUUUUCUACAUUUAGUUUCUCAACAAGUAUAAAAGUGAACGGACUGAGCUUGAGGUUUGUCUAACCACUGAGAGGAGACCUGUGCAGCUGGCAGAUCGUGCGAGACUGCUUACCAAAUCCAUAUACCUGAGAUGUGUGCUUAUUCAGUGUUCUAUUUAUGAUUAUUGAAUUAUCCCAAUUUUAUGUCACUAUUAAUUUUAGCCAAUUAUGAAUCUAUGGUGUACCUUUAAAUUAAACUAUAAAGGGUGUUGAUAUUCAUCUAUUUAAUUAAGUCCAUGCAUAAUUUGUAAACAGAGUGACUGGACUGUACUAGAUUUUAUUCCCUUUGUUUGAUUGGAUCUUCUUAAAGUGCUAUUGUCUCACAGUAGGCUCAGGCAAAGAAGAUAUGCCGUUGGAGGAUUGUGUAAACUUGCACAUGCACAGCACAAUAAAGUGGAAAACAGUACAAAAGA
Molecule: messenger RNA, 2378 nt
Organism: Myripristis murdjan (pinecone soldierfish)
Lineage: Eukaryota; Metazoa; Chordata; Actinopteri; Holocentriformes; Holocentridae
Product: angiopoietin-related protein 7-like
Exons: 9
Coding region: 284-1588 (434 amino acids)
Biological process (GO): blood coagulation, common pathway; fibrinolysis; positive regulation of heterotypic cell-cell adhesion
Cellular component (GO): fibrinogen complex
Molecular function (GO): protein-macromolecule adaptor activity; extracellular matrix structural constituent
Source: RefSeq, a predicted model, not a curated record